This is a messenger RNA of Motacilla alba alba, 17782 nucleotides long. RefSeq names its product BTB domain and CNC homolog 2 (gene BACH2). The transcript has 6 exons. Gene Ontology annotation, molecular function: protein binding; DNA-binding transcription factor activity, RNA polymerase II-specific; RNA polymerase II cis-regulatory region sequence-specific DNA binding. Gene Ontology annotation, biological process: regulation of transcription by RNA polymerase II. The coding region runs from base 12736 to 15210 and encodes 824 amino acids. The record is from RefSeq and is a predicted model, not a curated record. NCBI's taxonomy places the organism in Eukaryota, Metazoa, Chordata, Aves, Passeriformes, Motacillidae.
UUGCAUUGCUCUGGCACCAGUAGCUAGAGCUGUGCAUUCAUUUAAUUUGCCCCAAGGUAGUUGCUACUGAUUUGGUUCAAACUUGGUGUUGCAGCCUGCAUACUGAGGCAAUCUCAGUUACACCAGUUCCUUGAAGGAUUGACUAUUCCAGUGUGGUUUUCUGCCUCAUGUCCUUCUCGUUUAACUGUAUUAGUCUGUUUAAUGGUGCCAGAAGGCCACAUAUUUGCUCUCUGUGAAGCCUCAAACAGUAGAUGCAUGCUUUUAAAUAGUUAAAUAAACGUUAAUUAUGAUUCACAAAUAGUUUUUCCCCAACUAUUAAGUAAUAUCAAACACUGAAUUUUUCAGUCAGUAAUUGUUUUUCCAGCUGCUAAGUGGGACGAAGUAUUCAAUAUUUUUACAGAGUUAUUUUUGCAGCUGCUUGGCUGCUUUAAGGAUAAAAGUCCUAGGUUAUUUUGUAGGGCUUGACAGCUUUGGAUGCGCAGUGGGCACAAAAAGCCUGUGGUGGGAGCAGAAUGAUUACAGUCUUCUGAUGCACCUUGGUUAGCUGUGGAUAGUUUGGGCUGCAUCCAGAUAAGCUGAAAAUAGCAUAUUGGGCACUUUCAAAAGUUUGUGGUUUUGCAACAUUUUCUCACAAAAAUGUGAAGUCUUUUUCUUUCUCACCAUGUGAGUUAUUACACAUGUGGAAAUUAGUUAUUUUUUCCUUUUCAAGAUCUUGAGACAUUCUGUGAGGGAUUCAGCCAGAAUGAAUUAUUUCAUGAAAUAGUGGUUUGACUCGUUGCGCCUCCUUGCAAAUAGUAUACUACCAAAGGAUUUUGUCUUAGAAGUGCAUAUUAUGUGCUUUACACAGAAAGAUCUUAAACAAUGUUAAAAUAUCAAUUAAACCACAAGUCAUGGUGAUAGUGAAAGAGUCAUUGUUUUUACCCACCGUGACGACUACCCUGGCAGUGAGCACAUGGCUCACAUUUUCCCAGUGAUUCAUUAGCCAAGCCAGUAAAACAUCCUAGGCAGUCUGAAGCUGUGGCUUACUGGUAGCUGUUCUUCAGAUGAUUGCUCAUGUCGACAUGAUGCAUAGCAGUGUCAGAACAUUCACUUUGGAACUUACCUUUUUUGUGCAUCUCUUUUCUCUGGUUUUCCCACCAGAUCUGCUCUGCUGCCUCACAGUACUGCUGUUCACAUAAGCAGUUGCUGUAACUCUGUGAAGCUACAAAGAAGAAUCACCUUCUAAAUAUCACUGGUGGGUUUUGAUGAAGCCACAAUCAUGAGCACAAGGUGCACAAAGGAUACAACACUGAGCGCCAGGGAGAGGACGCUUAGCACUGAGCACUAGGGAGAGGAUGAUGUUGGUAGGGGAGAAGACCAAACUGUGAAGGGUAAAUUCUGUUUGAUGUUCAAUUGUGUUGGUUUUUUAAGCCAAAACAGAAAAGAAGCAGGAUCAAAAGCCUUCACAAAGCAGAAGUGUGAGUGUAAUGAAACGUAGUGACUAGACAAAAUAAAAACACCAAAAAAAAAAAAGUUCAUUGUAAAACCCACCAAACUUAAAUUUCAAAGUCCCAGAAGAAGAGGUGAUCUGUCAGCCACCCAGCUUGGACUGGGCACCCAACUGGAACUCAUGGUCUGGGUUCAGUUCCCUGCCUCAGUCACAGGUUUCCUGUGUGUUCUCAGGCAACCUCCUUCACCUGCCCCAUGACUGACUUCCUCAUUUGUGCAGUGGAGAUCAUCUUCUUCAGGUUCAUUGUGAGAACAAAGCCUAUUGAUGUUGCUGAAAGAUGUGGAUGUUGCGAUGGGAAGAGCCACCCUGGAGACCAGCGCAAAAGGGGUGUGCUUCCUCACAGGGGAUAGAUAGUCACCAUGCUGCUCGUAUUUCUGUGUUAAAGAGUAAAGGAAAUUAUUUCCAAAUCUCAAAAGGGUUGAUUUUCUUCUUUCCAAGUCUUCCAGGCCUACUUUUCUUGUGGAGUUUGGCUGCCCCAGUGCAGCAGCAGGCAUUUGGAAUAUUCCCUGUCUCUCACCUUUCCCGUCUCAGUCUGUCUGCUUAUGUCUUUGAAUCACUCCUGUCUGCUCAAUACACGCGCCCGGCACAACCCAAUGGGAUCAGAAACACAGCUUCUGUCAUCUCCCAACUUACGUGGAGAUCUCCUAGCAUGUAAAUAUGGUUGUUUGUAAGAAAGAAACUGAAGAGUGCUUGAGGCUGGUUGGAGAGGUACCAAGAGUGAGCCUAGCAGCUGAGGAAGGUGGUGUGAGCCAGUGGAAUGUCACACUCAUGGACUCCUGCCAAGGUGUGCACUGGCACAGUGUGGCUGCUAAGGAUGCACACAUAGCCCAUCACCACCACUGGUCUUCAGCCCCUCUGCUCCUCCACUCAGUCCCUGAUAAGCAAAAAUAUUAAUUUAAGGGGUUUUUAUAUGAUCUCCCUCAGUGCUGAGGCUAAUUCUGAGUAAGGAAUGAGAAAUGACAAGUCACAUGCCUUUUGGUGUGCCCUUCUAUCUCCUUUGGGUCGGUAGUUAAACUUUUAAGUGUGAGGACUUCUCAGUACACGAAAACCGAUGUCUUGUUCCUUCCAAGGCUAGUCAGCUCAGAGUUCCUUGCCAUGAGCAAACACAGAUGAUUUAAGAUGUAGUGCUGUUGACACUAGAUAUCCUCUCUGUGCCUGCAGUGCUUGUCCCUUUUCCCAUCUGGUGAAACUGGAAAUUCAGUUUGCUUGCAGCUCUUAAGGACUAGUUCCUGAAAGUGCGACUGCUUAGUUGUCCAUUGCUGUUUCAACCCCUCACCCAAGCUACAAAUAAUGAAUUAUUGAGCUAAUUUAGUUUUAUACAGAAGUGAUCUUCAUCUUGCAGAUCAGGAAGGCUAUUUAACGCAGUGUAAUUGACUUCAGCUGUAAGAUUCAAUGCACUUAUGUAGGAUUACAGUUCAAUAAAAUCUAAUUGUGCUGAGAGCAACAGGAAUUACAGAAACACCUGGAGAUUGUUUUGUGCCUUUCCUGUGAACAAGGUGUGCUGAAUGUCUUCUGGUCCUUAUGGUUUGGGUCAUACUGCUGUUUGACCUGCCUGUUGGUGGGAACAGCCUAAGGUGACAUCAUUUGGUGUGGGGAGCUGAAGCCAAGCAGGUGAAAUGAUGGGUGGCCUUCUUCAGUGAGCUCUCAUUUCUGUGUGCCUGGCCAGAGUCAGGCUGGGGGAGUGGGAAGUAAGCAAUGUCUGGUUUCAUUAUGAUGGUGAUGAUAAUAGGAUCCAUGAGGUAUGUGAGAUUAAAAGCCCUAUAACAUUGCAGGCAAAGUCAUCCACAGAGGACGAGGUCUGAAAUCAGCUCAGUGCCUAAACAUCCUUUUGUCUUGCCUCAUCCAGUGUAGAAAUAAGUAAGGGAAAACAAGUAUUUAUUCAGUAUUUCCUCUCACUAUUUACAAAGUAGGAACCUGUGUAAAGCCAAUUGCUACCUGGAAACAUUUGCUGGCCAUCAUGCAUUGGCUUUAUGACUGUGUGCUGCAAUUGUAGAGAGCCUUUUUUUUCCCAGGUAUUAAUGAGCUUUUCAUCAGCCACUCUGAAUAAAUGGGAAAGCAUUAGAUUGAAUUUUUCACUUGCAGAGCUUCAGGGAAAAGUACAGACUUUUUAGUGGGAUGAGGACACUGGCACAGGUAGUGAGUAAUUUGGGAUGAUGGUGGAGCCGACGGUGUGGCAAGCAUCCUUGUGACAUAUAUGAGGUGCAAGCUUUGUUAUUCUCUUAUAGAGAGACAUCCCAAACAUCAAUCCUUGGGCCAAACAUAAGGUUUUGUAAUUAGGAGUGCUUACCUAACACCAUGCUUAUUUUCUCCAUUAUUUCUCUCAGUUAUUAAUUAUCCUGUUGCAAGCAGGAAAGGAAAAAUGUAUUUUCAGACCAAAAUAGCAGAUUUGGCUAGUUCCAGUACUCUGACUUCAUGAGCAAUAAAAUACAUAAUAUUGCUUGCUACAGCACAUGCCGUACUAAUCAUUCUCUGUGCAACUGCCUACUUUUUACAUAAUUUUAAGAAAAUGCCAGGACUAUGAGGUGUAAUAAAACAAGAUAAUAAUGGCAGAACAGGUAGGUUUUGUCAUACAAGUCAAAAACAAAAAAAAAAGACCUCCAUCUCCAAAAGCCAUGAGAAUUGUAGAAAGCGGCCCUUUUCGCCUGACAGAAUUAACCUGUAACUACUGAGUGCAGAGGACAUCUUUCUUACAGGAACAAGCACUGAGAAUGGAUCAUGCAGGAUGUCCCUGAAGCUGCUGUAGUCACAUUUUAAGAGCAGAGAGACUGAAAAGAAAAUAAUUUUUUUUCUGGUUAUGGAGUUGGCUUUGCUUGUGGCUAAUGAUUGCUGAUUCUUACUAUUGCUUUGGGUGAUCGUUAACUGGGAUGGUGAAAAUACUGAUGUUAAACUUCUGUUUUCAGGUGACAUGAAACUAAAGAAGAAAUUCAUGUCAUGCCUAAGGUUUCAGUUUGAGUUGAGCUGUCAGGGAGAACUAGAUAGACAUUUGAACACAGUCUUUGCUGUUUUGGUUAACUUUAUGAGGUGAUAAACUCUAUUUCGCUUUGUUUCCCACGCCUUUAUUUUUUAAUCGGGACAUUCAAGAGUUGGUGCAAAAUUUACUUACAAGCAAAUACAGGGGCACUUCAAAAUGUGUCCACUUUGCAUGCAUCAAAGUAUUAAUGUAAGCUUGUGCACGACCUGCUGGUAUGCAGCAGCAGACGGCAAAUGGUUUGUUAGUAUUGGCAGUGCUCUCACAAAGCCAAAUACAAUUCUUACGUUUGCUGGCUUGACAGUCCAAAGUGCUUUUCAUUCCUAACAAUUUUUUUUCUGCUUCCUCUCUCUUCAUAUUGCCACCCUUGGACCUCAGAGUAGUAAAAUGAAACUUCAAAGAGUCUAUGAAAGUUACAGUUGAAAACGUGUUAUCUUAGUUCAGGCAGAUGAAACCAGUGCUAAGUCCGGUCUCUUCUCAAAUCUGGCCAAAAUAGUGUUUCACCUACAUUUGGAGAGUGUGACAGUCCAUUUCUCUCUAAAAUAGCUGAAGUUUAUCAAAGUGUUGUUCAGAAAAAUACAAGAUUUCCUAAGAUGUUGCAAGGUUGAUGAUACUCAUUGGAUUCUGUGCUGAGCAGAGCUGAAUCUAUAUGCUUCUGGACAUUAUUUUUCAAACAUGGUUGAGAUUUGAGAUCUUGUUUAGUAUUGUCAUAGGUUUGUUUCAUAUGUGUAGCUAUGCAGUAAUUUCUUACUUCAAAGAAAUUGCUUGCCUGAAGAAUUUUUUAAAGCAAGACUUUCAUUUAAAUCCAGUUCCACUUCAUUCAAAAGAGUAUGAUUUUUGCAGAUGUGUCUGAUAUUAGUUUCACGAUCAACUAUCUACCACAGUUAGGGAAAUAAAAUCUAAUGUCAUCUUCAGCCAGUAGAUUGUUUCCUUUUCCCUUUUUAUGACAUUUGUUUUAUCAUUUCUUCUCCUCCACAGCUUUGGAUUUUGUCUGUCUUCUUGUUUUAAAAUCUGCUGUUGUAUUACUCUCAGUACCCAGCAUUUAGAUGGGUCCUCUUCCAUCUUCUCCAAAGCAUAUCAAGGUUCUCCUCCUAUCUCAUGCCUUGUAUUUAAGAAUUAGUGGCAUGAUGUGUAAUCCAUGAGUUAAUGAUACAUGCUGAGAGCUGUGCCUCCAGCAGUGCUGGUGAUAUACUCCAGAUGCUGGUAGGUGCUCAGUCUAUGGCACUGGGCUGGAGUUACUGCCAGAUAAAAUACAAAAAUUGGGCAUCAUAUCAGCAACAUGGUUCCAGUGGAGUAGUUUAGGUCUAAGGGUAAAAGCUAAUAUAGACAUGACCAUUAAUUUCUCACCCCUCCAAGGGCAUACUUCUAAUUAAGACCAUGUAUACACUAUUGAAUGCUUCCAGUACUGUCCCCUUAAUCUAUAAAUUAUUGGUCCAUUUAAAAGAGCUCAGCAUGCAGCCCCAGCUAAGACACCUGACUGGUACCCAUUGAUCCUGGUCCUCCUGCCACAGUCAUCUCUUCUUCAUUUACUUGCUAAUGGAGUAGCCUGCUCUUCUUGUUACAGUCUCACAUCAUUUCUCUAAUUGGCUUAUUUUUUCUUUUGUCGUAAUGAUUUUGCUAUUCCGGGGCAGAUUCCCUGGCAGAGGACUCAGAGUAUAUCCAUCUAACACCACCCUUAUCCUAGUGGUAGUAGCAACCACUCUGCUUUGUGUCACCUUGUCUUCAGAAAACACCGCUAGAGGCAGUUGCAACCCCACUUGAUCUUUCCCUAUGUAGAAGAUGUGAAAAUACCUAAUGAAUCAUUCUGGGGAGGUGUGACCUGCGGGAUGCAGACACGUGGGAGUGUUUAUUUGUUGCAGGCAUCAGAAGGGGAAUCACUCUGUUAUCCGAGUACCCAUGUCAAAAGGUGGGAAAUCAGCAUGCUCUGAAGUUUCACUAUACCUUGAUUCUUCUCCUAUCUGUCUCUUCCUGGAAGGUAGUUAAUUUUGGAAACAUGCACAAAGAGGAGAAAAGCAGCAGGUAAAUUCUCAGGAUUUCCUUUGGGAGAGAGAUCCCGCAGGGGAAGGAGGGAACUCUUUUAAUAAUCUUUGCAGCAUUUAAUCCCAAGAAAGUGAAAUAAAAUCAACGCUUCCACUGAGACUUGGCAGCGUGUAUUUCUGUAACAAGACCGGUUCUUUGUAGUACAGUCUGAUUAAGACUGUAUCGAGUUGAUUGAGGAGAGCAAAAUCUGGUUUUGACAGAUGUUUCCCAUGAUCUGAAGAAUACAAACACUCCUGCAAGAUGACAGACGGCUUGUUUACAUAAGAAAUCCUUUUUUUUUUUUUUUAAUUAAAAAAAAACCCCAACAAAAACACACAAACACAAAGCAACGUUUGGAUCAGUCAUUCUGAUCAAGGCAGUGUCAAUUAUUAGGCUGUAAAGGGAACUGAUGACUCAACUUAGGCACAGCAUUGCGGCGAUCUCCGAUUUUCGGUUUCAUAACAGAUUCUUUUCAGGAAUGCUUUUCAUUCAUACCUGAUGUUUAAAUAUGUCUCUGGGAGCGUGUAUCACUUUGUGAUGGGGAUGUGAGAGACUGGUGUCAGCGUGCUCCGAGUGGCUGGGCAGAAUUUGGAAGGCAUUCCUGUACCUUGGUGGGAUGCCCGGUGGGAGAAGGGUCCUCUGACACAUCGCAUUGUGCACUCGUACCUGCACAUCGCCAGUGUUGUUACCAUGGUAAAUUUUAUAGAUAAGUUCACAUCAGUAAAAUUGAAAAGCACUUUGAUUCAGAAAGUGAAAUGUUUUGAUGAGAUCCCAUGCUUAGUAAUUCCAGCGAGUGCGCUUGUUAAAGCAGGUGAGUCAGAAAUGGAAAUGCAAAGCAUUUCUCUGAACGGUGGCCGGAAAUUAGCUUUGAAAACUGAAACAAAGCCCCAACCGCAGUUUUAUCUAUUUACCUAACAAUUUUAGAUCUGUGAAAAUCCCUUUGUCUUUGGGAUACAUUUCGAUUCCUCUCUUGUAGUGCUGGUGCGAUCCUUAAGCUGGAUAAUCAACCAUGUGAGGACUAUCUUGGUGUGCCUGACUUUUUUUGGUUUAAAAAAUUGAGAGUCCUUUUAGUGGCUUCAUUGCCUCUGGUGCUGCCAUAUUCUGUCAUGGCUUGUGGUGCAAUUUGGUGGAAAUGUAAGGCAGAAUAGGAUGUUGUAUUAUUUGCGUUAAUGUAACACUGAGAAAAAAUAGGGGAAUUGAGUGGAGUCACUCAGCUGCUUAUUACUCAAUGCAUAAGUUGUGUGUGUAUAUAUAUAUCUAUAUAUGUAUUUAUGUAUGUCUAUAUAUAGCACACGGGGCUAUCUGACUGUUCUGGCACAAAAAAACUCCUGGGUUUGGGGCUGGCUGCUAAACAGAUUAGGAUGGAGAGGCUUCGGUGGUCACAAGCCUCUGUCAGGACGCAGCCCUCUGUCUGUAGGGAGAGGGCAGAAGGGGGUCAUGAUCAUUUUCAUGCUACUAGUGGUUGUCUUGCUGCAAAAAAUCUUAAAAAUCAGCAUACUGAGUGAUAGCAACAUUCUUUUCCUCAUCCUGCACCUUUCUUCUCUGCUGAUAUCUUGGUACCUCUUGCUUAUCCUUGCUGGAAGCUUUGGACUUGUCACUCAGCCUCAGGCAGCAUAAGGACUGGCUGCUUUUCUGGCAGCUGUAGUGUGGUCUGAGGCCCAUCAAUGUAAAUCGUGAUGUAGGAGGACAAAGUAAUAGAUGUGUUUAAGGGACUUGCAAUUCCCACGGCAAGGCUGGUAAAGUAGAGCUCAUUUCAAAGAGCAGGCGGUUUGGUGAUUUUUCUUAAUUACUGUUUACCUAAAUAAAUAAAUAAUGCAUAUUCAUGGCUUUAACUAGAGUAAGUUGUGUUGAAAUGUUUACCUCUCCCGGGGAUAGUUAUUAAGGGUGGGGUGUGGGGUGCAGCAAUUAAUAAUAAAACAUUUAGAUAAGAUUACAGAAUGUUCUGAUUGGAAUAGUAAACAUUAUGCUAGAAAUAAAAGCAAAUAAAUGAAGCUGUCUUGAAUUUAAAAAAAAAGAAAUACUAUGCUAUCUGAAGAAAGACGCUGAACAGAAGCAGUUUGGGUGAAGAGGCCCUGCCCUUGGAGCUCUUCAAUAUCACAGGGAGGCUUCUUCCAUGUAAAAAGCACCCCUAUGGAAGAAAGCCCCUCAUUUUGAGUCUGGAAAAAAGAUGAUACAAAUAUUAGCAUCCACACAGAUUAGUGUGGCAGAUGUAACACCUGUCAGCACCACUUUGUGGCUAGGGUCCAUUUAUUCUUUAACCAUGCAAUGGAGAAUAUUUCACCUGCUUAUAUCAGUAGUAAAUAAAACCUUCAUUUGCAUUGUGAACCUCCUCCCUCCUUAUUUUGCACAUUCCUUUGAAUGAAAAUCUUUGCUCAGCUGAGAGUUUGAAAUUUGGACUUAUCCUUUCAUAUCUUUUGGCUGUGGUUCCUUAUCUGGUUAAUCAGAUCAAAGAGAGCCAGUGAUGUGUUCAAAGAUUCUUGUGACAGCUGUGUACCAUUAGGCUGAAUGAUUAAAAAAACCCCAUAAUUGUAGUUUAGCGCAGUAAAUUCAGAUUGUUCUUUCAGUUUAACAUACGGUUGCAGACAAACUGAGCCUUUGACAAAAGACCUGCUGCUUUAACCCCAUGCUGACAAAGCUGGUUUGCCCCCAGCCCCACCUGCCUCCAGCUGUUUUGGGUCAACUGAGGAGUGUGAUUGAGCAAUGGGUGUAUCUGUCCUGUUGCACUAGAUUGGCAAUGAAAAAGACAACAGGGGAUGGGCAGAAAGUAGGUAGGGAGCACCAAGGUAACCUGUGGGGACCAUUAGCCUCAAAGCUUCUUGUGCAGCUGGGGCGGGCUCUCUUUUCUCAUCAAGCUAUCCCUUUGCAGGCUACUGUCCUUUCUGGGCUGUUUCCUAACUUGGGCAUCUUUUGGGGAUGAUGGCUUCCAGACCUCCUCAUCUAGGCCAAAUUGUCCCCUCUAAAGUAGCUUCACAAGUGCUAGGAUGCUUGCUGGCACCUAGCACACCCAGCAUGCUGCUGGCACGUCUCCUGGACUCCCUAUCAUCUAGAAACCGAAAAGUGGUGGCUGGAAGUGCGGUCUGACUGCUAGCUGUGCUGGAGUCUUUGCUUGUGUCAAUCACUAGUGCAAGUCCCUGGCUGUUCUCUGAAACAGAGCAAGACAUCGAGGAACAAGCACUGGUGGAUGGGCUGUCUUGUUCACAGCACAGGUGGAGGGAAUGUCCCAUUGACUUUGGUGCUUGUGGGGCAUCUUCACAGCUGUUUUUUUCUGGCUGAUAAAUUUCCCUCAACCACAUUUUGCUUCUCACCUCAAUGGAUAAACCUUUUCCCUGACCCAUCUGCCUGCUCUACAGGAUCUGUGAGUGGUGUCUGUAUCCCAGAAGAUAAGGGUGUUAAUGGUGGCACAAAGUGUCCUGUUGGUCCAUCUCCCCUCUGGCAGAGGGGUGUGGUUUAAUAAACAUGGUUCAUUUCCCCAUUGGAAGAAUCAUUCUGGGCUACAGACAAGAUUUCUCUGGAAAUACCCAUUUCCAUCUUCACCUUUUUUUCCUAAGGGUUUUGGGAAGUUCCAGCUGCAUGCCUUCUGGCAAAGCCAGCAGCAGCAAGGCUGCCAGAGCCUCGUGCUGGGUUUUGCAGGUUGAGAACAUGUUGCACACACGGAGUGCACAGCACAGUAAACCUGGUAUCAGCUCGCAACUAAUUAUCUCUGUAUAAAAAUUCCCCUGCUCGCCGUUUUGCCGUUAGAGGCUCGCUGGUAAGAUUUAUGACUCUGGCUAAAAUGAAGUACCAUUUCCUUUUUCUCAACAUUACUGUGCGUGGCCUCUCUGGCUUUUCUUGUUAAAAAAGACCUGAGUUCACCCAAGAGGGAACAUAUUUUUGAACCUCUUUCCCAUCACUAUUCUCCCUUUCUCUUUUUUAUAUUUUUAACAACCACUGAAGAUCACCCACAAAGCAAUUUCAUGUCUUUUGACUUUCCCCUGCUUGGAGUGAGGGGUGGAGACAGAGAAGAUAAGAGGCAGCUCCUUCAUGGGAGAUGCAGCAUUUGCUCACUUUCAGCCCUACCACAGCUUGCACAGGCAAGAUGUGUACAUCCAUCAACAUGGGUUCCCUCUUCAUGGUUUGGUGAGCAACUAUUGCAUCCAGGAUUUACAUGAACUAAAGGAUAAUUUCCUCACUUCAUGCUGUAACAUGGGGGACCACCUGUACAGCUGGAGAAAAAACUGUAUCUCCUGCCCUUAUGUUGCACAUGUAUGUCCUCAUUUGACAGGAUGAUGAAAAUGAGACCACUGACUGAACUUUCUGAAUUUGCAAAUGACUUAAUCCUAAGUCACCUUAAAAUUAGUUUGUGUGACACUGUAAGGCAGUUGGGAUUUUUUUCUGAGUACAGGGGGAAAAAAGGAGCAAUGUUGAGCUGCUGCCAUCUCUUCCCAGUUGCAGUUAGACGUAGUUAUUUUUGUAUUAGAGCUUGGAGGAAAACCGGUAGAGAUGCCAGAUAAACCUCCCCAAAACAAACAUUUGUGUUAAUACUUAAAUAUUGUUCAUCUUUCACAGCAUUUACUUAUCUGUUUCCCACAUGCUGAACCUUAUGGGAAGUUUUUGUGGUUGAUUGUGGCCUGUUCUUUCAUUCUAUAUGUUAACUGUUUUCUCAAUUUGGAAUUUUUAAAAGAAAUCAGCAGUAAAAGUCUGACUGUGAUAAUCAUUCAACGUGGGAACAUCUUUUUGGCAUGGCAGGGGUGUGUUUUUGUGGGUGACAUGUGUUGGGUCAGGAGUCUUGAAGCAUUAACCCAGUGAGCUGUGUCAUUUCGUGAUAACCUGGGAAGCAUUCUCAUCCAAGAGAACAAGCACUGGCUAGUCUGGUAUCAUCUUCCAACAUGCCAGACUAAGGGACAGCAGUUUCAUCCUCAUCACUGAGGAUGCAUCUCAUUUUCUCCUGUUUGCAUGUGUGAACCAUAAUUUCCAGCCCUUAAGGGGAAAUAAGCUAGGUGUCUGAGUUUUCAUCAGAUCUGACACAAAGUAUUAGGUUGUGGCUUUUGCUGUCUAUUGGUUUUACUGCAUAGGACAUAAAUAUUCAAGUCGUGUCAUCUGAUAAGGUUGCUGGGGAGGGGGUUUUUCUCACAAAAUAUAUUAACUUUCCUUUCACACCUAGCCAUUCUUUCAUGAGUCAUAACCCCAAGAUAAAAUAUUUUCGAUGGUGGCUUUAAGUCAAGUAUAUUCCAAUGAGAAAAUCGCUCAGGUUUUACAUUAGAAGAUUUACAAGUUCCUGUGGCAGUAGUCUUGAACUGCAGCCUUAUGCCUUCUAGCCCUGCCUAGUUGAUGUGUCACAGACCUAACUGCAACCAGAGGACAAGGAAGGGUGGAAAAUUCUCCCUAUGCACAUUCCCCAGCUUCUCUAAAGGUUUUCUGUUUAAACCUGGUUGGUUUUGUUAGGUGUAGCUGGUGAAAAUCCAGUUUUCAGACUCUGGAGCGCUCCAGGGCAGCAACAGCUGCCUUCCCCUGCAACCAGUCAGCCAGCAAUGGUUGUCUUGAAGGUUCUCCUGCUGACUUCAGUCACAGUUUCUAGCUAGGAUGGUUCCUGACACUGUUUUGCCAUUAUCUGAGGGAAUAGCUCAAUCUCAUCUCCUCUGACUGCUGACACAGCUCACCCAGAUAGGGACAUACUGCAGAGCUGGUCCUCGCAGCCCUGGGAUGGUGGGUACCUCCCUGUUUGUGGUCCACACCUCCUUGGUUGUGUUGGUUUUCUGCAUCCCACCUCUGGACACUGGGAAAGAAGCUGCUGUGCCCUUCUGAUUCCUGUUUUGACUGCUCCUGGUUAAACAGUGCCCAUGGGAACAAGCAGGAGUGAUAGAUGGGCAUGUUCUUUUCCUUUGGAAGAACUAUACAGGUUAUUAUGAGGAAAUUAGGUGCACUGAGGGUGAAGCAGAUCAUGUCUAGUUUGUGACAUAGGUAUCGAUAUCAUCUUGGGUUUAAUUUACAGAUUUCAGGGAGAGAUCAUGCAUUAGAUGUCAGGAGCACUGCAAAUGCCUUCUCAGCCUCAGGCGACCCUUCAAGCUACAAAUGUUCCAAUGGAGCUACUUCAACCAGAAAGAAAUUACACGCAAAAAUGUUGCUCCAACUGAGUUGCCAGAACACUGCCCCACAGAACUUUGGAGGGUCACUUCUUAAUGGAUUGCUGCAGCCUCUUAAUUUCUCCAUUGAUCCUGUUCCCUGCAUCGUGAGAACAUUUUAGCCAGCACAGAACCUAGAAAAGUUACAUGGUGUGAACGGCAUGUCUGUGGAUGAGAAGACUGACUCCCCCAUGUAUGUGUAUGAGUCAACGGUGCACUGUACCAAUAUUCUCCUCUGCUUAAAUGACCAGCGGAAGCAGGACAUUCUCUGUGACGUGACGCUGAUCGUGGAGGGGAAGGAGUUCCGCGCCCACCGGGCUGUGCUGGCUGCCUGCAGCGAGUACUUCUUGCAGGCCUUGGUUGGGCAGACGGAAAAUGACCUGGUGGUCAGCCUGCCAGAAGAGGUCACUGUCAGGGGAUUUGGUCCAUUGUUACAGUUCGCCUACACUGCUAAGCUGUUACUCAGCAGAGAAAACAUCCAGGAGGUCAUCCACUGCGCUGAGUUCCUGCGCAUGCACAACCUGGAGGACUCCUGCUUCAGCUUCCUUCAGACACAACUGCUGAACAACGAAGAUGGCCUGUUCCUGUGCAAAAAAGAUACCACCUGUCAGCGCAUGCACGAUGAGGAGAACUCCGAUGGAGAUGAGGAGGAGACGAUGGAAUCGGAGACGUCAAAAAUAUCUUGCCCAAGGGAGAGGAUGCACCAAGAACCCUUCAAUUUUGAAACCACUGUUGCUGGAGCAGACAAAGGCGAAGGGAUGCUGCCUGACUCUGACAUGCUGAGAGAUAGCAAGGACAGUUUGGAUAAAGAUGCAGUAACACGGUACCCCAGAUACAAGAAAUACCAGCUUGCUUGUACCAAGAAUGUCUACAACACAUCACACAUCAGUACCUCAGGUUUUGCAAGCACAUUCAAUGAAGAGAGCUCUGGAAAUGGCCUCAAAUCGGGACUUGCUAUGGGGCAGAUAAAAAGUGAGCCUCAGAAUGAAGAGAACGAUGAAGAAAGCAUCACACUUUGCCUGUCUGGAGAUGAACCUGACAUCAGGGAUAAAGAAGGGGAUGUUGAAAUGGACAGGAAACAGCCAAGCCUCACUUGUGUCGACAGGCCAAAAAGUGGGUCUUCUCCUUCUUGCUUGCGGUCUUUCUUCAACAGAACAAAAAGCAUAGAUUUGGUUGGCUUCCCCAGCACUUCCCAACAGCACUUUGGCAGGAGUCCAGCAUGCCCUUUUGAAAAAGGGACAACUCAGGGUGACCAUAAAACUGAUUAUGUCCCUUUCACAGGGAACUAUGGACAGUCCCAUGCCAUGCAGAAGGAUGCUUCCAACUUCACAGUGGGAUCACCACUCAGGGGGCCCGGCUUUGAAACUCUCUGUAAGCAAGAAGGGGAACUGGACAGGAGGAGUGUUAUAUUCUCUUCAAAUGCUUGUGACCAAGUAAACACUUCGGUGCAUUCAUAUUCUGGUGUGAGCAGCUUGGACAAAGACCUCACAGAGCCUGUGCCAAAGGGUCUGUGGGCUGGCGGUAGCCAGUCUCUCCCCAGCUCCCAGACCUAUUCGCACAGCGGGCUGACAGCUGAUCACUUGCCGGGACGGAUGCGGCCGAACACCAGCUGUCCGGUGCCAAUUAAAGUUUGCCCUCGCUCUCCUCCUCUGGAAACCAGAACCAGGACCUCCAGCUCGUGCUCUUCCUACUCGUACGCAGAGGACGGCAGCGGCGGCUCUCCCUGCAGCCUGCGUCUUUGCGAGCUCUCCUCUUCCCCUUGCUCCCAAGGCCCCCGAUUCCUGGCGCCCGAGCACCAGGAGCCCGGCGUGGUGGGGGAUGGAUUGUACAACCCGGUCCGAGCCCAGAUUAAAUGUGAGCCAUCCUAUGGAACAAACUCCAGCGAUGAGUCUGGGUCAUUCUCAGAAGCAGACAGUGAAUCAUGUCCUGUGCAAGACAGAGGGCAUGAGGUGAAACUUCCUUUUCCUGUUGAUCAAAUCACAGAUCUUCCAAGGAAUGAUUUCCAGAUGAUGAUAAAGAUGCACAAGCUAACCUCAGAGCAGCUCGAGUUCAUCCACGAUGUCCGCCGGCGCAGCAAGAACCGGAUUGCAGCUCAGCGCUGCCGCAAGAGGAAACUGGACUGUAUUCAGAACCUCGAAUGUGAAAUCCGCAAGUUGGUGUGUGAGAAAGAGAAAUUGCUCUCAGAAAGGAACCAGCUGAAAGCAAGCAUGGGAGAAUUGCUAGACAACUUCUCUUGUCUUUCCCAAGAAGUGUGUAGAGACAUGCAGAGCCCGGAACAGAUCCAAGCCCUCCACCGAUACUGCCCUGUUCUCAGACCCAUGGAUCUCCAGCCAGUCACCACCAUCAGCCCCGCCCCAGCUGGUGUGGAGCAGAGCCUGGUGACCUCCCAGUGCGUCGGGGAGAGCAUGCAGUGCUGCUCGGAGCAAGGCUCAGUGCAGCUGGGAGCACCCUGGCUGCCCAACAACAUCUCAGAAAAUUGUUCGGCUGGCGCGGGAUUGGAUGGAGCCGACGCAGGUACUUACCCCGAGAGAGAGCUUCCACCAGAGCAGAGCAGCCAGACGGUCACGGUAGACUUCUGUCAGGAAAUGACUGAUAAAUGUACAACAGAUGAACAACCCAGGAAAGAUUACACCUAGUGACUCGUAACCUUAACGUUACACCUGGUCAGGUGUUCUUCAGUCAGCCAGUGGCAGUGUUCAUUUGUUGUCUAGAAGAACGUAUUUGGUGCACACUACAGUGGUCUUAGCAGCAAUACUGUUUUUAAGUAUUCCCUCCUCUCUACAAGCAGGAGUUCUCUUCACAAUGGUGCUAUCCCUUGCUCAGGCAGGGAACGAAGCAGUGGCAACACUGUCUGUUUUUGUAUGUUGAUUUCAAUCUUAACAGGGAUGGACAUAACACCUCUGAGGACCCAACCGCAGCUUUUUUCUCAGUGGCCCAUGUCACAAAACCCUAACUCAGGAAUUUCCUCUGAAUGUUCAAUUUUUCAUUGAAGACAGCUUCUUUACACAUCAAAGUUUUAUAGCUAAACUGUACAUAUUAUAUAUAAUAUAUAUAAAAUAUAUAUAUCCAUAUGCAAGAGUCCCUGCAUGCCUCAAUUUUCUCAUCCUACAAACUGGAAGCUUUCAUUUCUAUUGUACAAACAAGUUCCAACAUUCCUUUUUGUCUUUGAUGCUAGAACUAGUUUGGUAACUUGUUACACGAUAAUUUUUUCCUCAGUUCGCAGUUCAGCAAUAGCAUUCAAUUUGUACUUAUUUAUAAAACUUUAAUGUCGGAAACUUAUUUGAGAUUUUAUUAUAGACAAUUUUUUUUUGGCACAGCCAUUUCGUGCCACUUGAGCAAUGUGGAGUUAUUUUAUUUUCUUGCAGAUACUGUACAGUAAUGGUCAACUUUGCCACUUGCACUGAGUUUCUGGUCAAACCUCUUUUCAUAAAUGAAGUCAUGACUUCAGAAUAACUUGAGUAUAUGGUUUUCUUUGCUUUAUGGCUUAAAGGAAAUAGAAAAUUUUUAUCUAAUAGACAAACACUCAGGAGCUCAUUAUGUAGUAAAAACAGUCUUGCCAAAUACUGAAUUCACUAUACAAUUUGUAAAGAGAAUCUGCUUGAAUUAUUUUUAUAUUUAGACUUCUUUCUGUUUCACAAACCAAGUUUAAGUGCUGUUAAUGAUGCUUUUGGAGUCUUAUAGGGGAAAGUAUAUUUCACUCUUUAGAGAAAAGUGUAUUUGACAACUGGAUCAAUCCAUCAAUGUUCCACGAAGUAAAGCAAACAGAAAUCACGUCAAUAUACUUGGGGGCUUUUUCUCCAGCCCCACUCUGCAUCCUUUACUCAUGGAAGCAACUGCUGCUCUGGCUAGUCCCCAGAGCCUGACCUCAGCUGUCCUCAGAUGUUACCUGUUCUCCCCACCAGACCCAAGUUGCAGAGGUGGGUCUGGUGAAGUCAGUGACCCUGCCUAGGUAGGCAGAGUUGCAGGAUCACACCCCUAGUUGUUGACUUUGGCUUCCUUACGGAAGUCCAGCUAGCACUGUAUCCUCUAAGAGCAAAACAUACAUUUGCCAACACCCAAUUUGGUCACUUACCCAUCAAACUGUUGUGUUCCGGGAUCCUCUCAUCCUGCAGCAUUGCCCUCAGCACAAACUGCAGCUAAAAGAGCGCUGUCUCAAAGGAGACUACUCAGUGAAUUGGCUUAGUUGUAACUGUAUUGGACUUGUAUCUUAAUGUUGACUCAUGUUAUGACUGUGUGAGACAGCAGCUUUCCAAGCAUAACAUCUGUAUGUACAGUGUAGACAGAAGAACAACCUCCUAAUGCUUUUUUUAAUAAUUAUUACUAUUCUAAGUGUACUGAGUUUUUAUUUUGUGGUUCUUUGCCCUACGUGUGCCAGGUUGUGUGGCUUUAUCGACGACAACUGUCAUGUGCUUUAUUGGCUGAUAUUGUUUGUUCUCGCUGAAAAAAAAAUGACCAGCUGUUCACACCUGUUAAAAAAAAAAAAAAGUGUGGGGAAGCAGCUUCUCAGAAGCACUAAGUGAUAAUGUGUUCUUCUGUGCUAACGUUUACACUAGAGGUGUGCGCUGGUGGUUUUUUGAGGCACUCAAGUAGAUCAGCAUCUUGAACCCUGGAGGAGGAAUCAGCUCCCUCUCUCCACUUUCUUCCAUCUUCAGACUGUGCUCAUGGACUGUCGCCCACUCGCCACAAAGUCUUGCUUUUAUCCUCCUCAUGCAAACUAUUGUAAUUGUAGCCAAGCUACUGAGGAGGAACUGCAUAUAGCAUGUGCCAUGUUUGUUGAAAAUACUUUUUUCCCCCGCAUGUACAAAGAAAAACUAGUAUAUAAUGUAGGAGAAUAUUUAUGUUUAGGUAUUAAUCAUUACUGUACAAAAUCCUUACCUUUAAAUGUUCAAAAAUAUACAAAUGCCAUAAACUCCUAGUUCACACGGUUGAAAAAGGGGGAGGAGUUGUCCUUUCUUUUUAAAAGAGCUUAACCUAAAAAUAUCUGAACCCCCUCCCAACCAUCCUUUGCAGGUAACUUCACUGAGAAGCUCUUUGGUGGGGGGGUGGGAUUUGAUUUUCCUUUUAAUUCGUUGACGUUGCAAAGCAGUUCUGUGCUUCGCAGAGAAGUUUUGUUUCUAUGAGACCAUGGUGAAAGCUAGAAUUUAAAACUAAAUGUGAAUCACAUUAUAGAGUCAUAGCUACUUGGGGGGGUUAGGGGUGGGUGGGAGG